UGGUAGCUUCUUUUUAAAUGCAAGUCAUAUUUACACAAAUUCAUAAAAAAUGGCCCUUAUUUUUCACAGAUUUAGCUUCCUUCUUUGUUCCUUAAUGUUUAGAAAUGUGAAACAUGUUUAUAAAUUUAAUUUCACAAAAAUCUGUAACAUGCCCAAAGCAUGCCAAUGCUUUGACAAGGACAAUAUCUGUAUUUUUUAUUUGGAAAGAUGUACAGUUUACAUAAACUUAUUUAUAAUUGUAUGCAUGAAAAAUAUGAAAUAUUCCACUAGACAAUUUUCAUGUAAUCUUUGCCAUACAUGUCAUCUAGAACAUUGCAUAAACAUUACAAGAUUUAGAUGGGGGAGCAGAAAAAUGGGGCUCAGAUUUAGUAUAUCGCAUAUUUGAAUAACAUGUUUCUACUGUAGUUUAAUUUUAAGUGUUUAUGCACUUAAAAAGUACUUGUAUUUAUAAUACAUACUGCUAAGUUGGUAAUUACUUACUUACCUGGUUACCUUAGCUAUACAGUAUCAAAUAAGGCAUUAUACACUAAGACAAGACAGGUUUUUCCUACAUAAAUGUUGUAAGACUACUACAUUUACCAUAAGCAAGAUGUACCAUGCCCCGUGGGAUAUUACUUUGCAUGCUUACAAUAUAGUACAGUCUACAGCACAACUCCAGGAUAUGACAAAAACCGAACAAUAUGUGCCCACAUGAAUAUUAUUAUACAGCAGACAGGCCACCAACAUGUACAGUAUCACAAAAGAUGUGUGUUGGGUAGAGGUGUAUUUUUUAUGUACUAUUGUAUAUAGGAUUGGAUGCCUGUGAGGUAGUUGUCCAUCCAGUCUUGGUCAAGGUAUUUUGAGCAUGGAAAGAGCAAAUAUUCCUCAGGCCCCCAAGAGUAAGCCGCUUUUGGAGACACCCAAGGGAUAUGGGCUUGCUCCUCAACCAUACACAGGAAGUGGUGGACCAGGGGCGCCUCCACCUCCCCCAGCUGCUAGUAACUAUGGCAUGGAGGGGGAUGGCUAUGACUACUGGGGUGGUGGAUAUGGUGGCUAUGGCAACCAGCAGUAUGGUGGACAGGGAGGACGGUACGGACAGGAUCCCUAUGGGCGAGCCCCCCUUCAGCCCACCCCUUAUGGCCGCGGUGGGUCAGAUGGCUAUGGUCAGCAGGGCUAUGGUCAACAAGGGCCCCCAGGGGCCAAUGUCCCUGUCCAGGGGGCAGUCAUGAUGGUGUAUGGACUGAAUAGCGAGAAGAUGAACUGUGACAGGAUCUUCAACUUGUUCUGUCUGUAUGGGAAUGUGGUCAGGGUGAAGUUUCUGAAGAGUAAAGACGGAGCAGCCAUGGUUCAAAUGGGAGACGCCUCGACAGUAUCAUCAGCCAUUCAAAAUCUCAACAACACAUUUUUCUUUGAAAACAAACUGCAGCUUGG
Molecule: messenger RNA, 1410 nt
Organism: Lingula anatina
Lineage: Eukaryota; Metazoa; Brachiopoda; Lingulata; Lingulida; Lingulidae
Product: heterogeneous nuclear ribonucleoprotein L
Biological process (GO): mRNA processing
Cellular component (GO): nucleus
Molecular function (GO): RNA binding
Source: RefSeq, a predicted model, not a curated record